AUGUAAAAUAUAUAAAGAUUGCUCAUAGCUCCAGAUUCAUCAAGAAAGUAUUUGAUCAAACAAGAUGCCAUGAAUUUACUUCUCAGUAUCAUCCUCUGUUUGUUUUAUGUCGAUAAUUUGAUGAAUGAUUAAUUGCCAUAUUCUGCUGCAUGGUUUAAAUGCUCAUAUUUAUUCCUGCUAUUUAUCAGCAAUCUAUGUGCUAUAUUUUUAUAUGUCCUUUUUAUACCUCAAUUAAUAACAUUGAAAUAAGAACAGAAUAAAAAGGAUUAAAUUAUUUAGUUGAGAACUUUAUUGUAAUAUAAAUUGCAUCAAUAUCUCAAUAUCAAUUAAUGUUUGAUAAAUGUUUUGUACAUUUUUGGGAUUAUAUUGGUGAUUUUUGAUUUUUUUGGAGAGUCUUUAGAAUAAACUCAAAAUAUUAAGUAAAUUUACUUAAUAUAUAUAGAAAACUUAUCAGAUAUUCAGUUUGUGGAUAUUUAUUAAAUCGCAUAUUUAUUACAGGAUAAUUUGAAAAUACACUUGAAGAGCAAACUAUUGUAGAAUUUAAAGAAAGCUUCAUCAAAAUAGAAGAACUUAAAGAACUCUCAUUGAGUACUUUGGACAUUUGUCCUAUAUGUUAUGAAGAAUUUAAAGUUAAAGAACAUGUUGCUGAAUAUCAAUGUCAAGGAAAACACACUUUUCAUUAAGAUUGUGUUAUAUAAUGGCUAAAAACUCCAAUGAAUAAAACCAAGGUUUGCCCAUAUUGUAAACAAUUACCAGAUUCAAUUAAUAAGUACGUCUGA
Messenger RNA from Paramecium pentaurelia, 779 nucleotides. Lineage: Eukaryota; Ciliophora; Oligohymenophorea; Peniculida; Parameciidae. The record is from the annotation of a GenBank genome assembly.